AUGUCCCAGAGAAUCAUAAGGUCUAGAAAAUGGCUUAAUGUUUGGGUGCCGAAUGGUAUUUUGCACCCACAGAAGACAGAGUUAGAAAAGCUGGCAGUAAAUGACACUGGAGCUAGUGGAAAGCUCAAAGACACCUUUGUUGGAGCCAGAAAUGGACAAUACAGACUUUUAAAAAUAGUCAUUGAAAAUGAACAGCUUGUUGUGGGAUCCUCUAGGCAGCCUGCUGGAUCAUGGGAGAAGGAUUACGACACCUUCGUUCUUCCUCUUCUGGAAGACAAGCAACCUUGCUAUGUUCUGUACAGGCUGGACUCGCAGAAUGCUCAAGGGUAUGAGUGGAUCUUCAUCGCGUGGUCACCCGAUCACUCCCCUGUUCGUCAAAAAAUGUUGUAUGCGGCAACCCGGGCAACACUUAAGAAAGAAUUUGGAGGUGGUCAUAUUAAGGAUGAAGUAUUUGGAACAGUUCAGGAUGAUGUUUCACUGCAUGGCUAUAAAAAAUACUUGAUAUCACAGUCUUCCCCUGCACCUCUGACUGCAGCAGAAGAGGAGCUUCGACAAAUUAGGAUUAAUGAGGUGCAGACAGAUGUUGGCAUAGAUACUAAGCAUCAAACUCUGCAAGGAGUGGCAUUCCCCAUUGCUAAAGACGCUAUUCAGGCUCUGGAAAAAUUGAAAAAUAAGCAACUCAAUUAUGUGCAAUUGCAAAUCGAUAUGAAAAACGAAACUAUUAUUUUGGCCAACACACUUCCUACCGAACUUAAGGACCUGCCAAAAAGAAUUCCAAAGGAUUCUGCGCGGUACCACUUUUUCCUCUAUAAGCAUGCCCAUGAAGGGGACUAUUUGGAAUCCAUAGUUUUCAUCUACUCUAUGCCUGGAUAUACCUGCAGUAUACGCGAGCGGAUGCUGUACUCUAGUUGCAAAAGUCCCCUGUUAGAAAUUGUAGAGAGACAGCUGUGGAUGCAGAUAAUUAGAAAAAUUGAAAUAGAUAAUGGUGAUGAGUUAACUGCUGACUUCCUUUAUGAAGAGGUUCACCCAAAACAACAUGCACACAAACAAAGUUUUGCUAAACCGAAAGGUCCCGCAGGGAAAAGAGGAAUUCGAAGACUGAUCAGAGGCCCUGCAGAGACUGAAACACCUACUGAUUAAAAGCUGUUAUUUGCACUAUCAAUAAGAUACUACAGUGAGAAACAAAAUUGUGUUUUUUGCUAAUGAACUGAAAUUAUUCUAUAGAUUCUA
Messenger RNA from Tinamus guttatus (white-throated tinamou), 1230 nucleotides. The record is from RefSeq and is a predicted model, not a curated record. NCBI's taxonomy places the organism in Eukaryota, Metazoa, Chordata, Aves, Tinamiformes, Tinamidae.